CUUAUUCACUAGCUUUUAUGCUUAGGUUUAAAUUCAAUUUAUGGGAAAAUCGCUGCCCGGCGCAACCAACAAGCUUCAGCAGCUCGCCAAAGUCACCGCUUUCCACGCAGCGAAAAAGGCUAAACCCCCGACGCAGCAGCCGCCUCCGCCAGGGAGGAUUAUAAGCGAAGACAAAUCCAAUCCUAAGAAGAAGAUGGAGAGCUCCAGCGCUAGUCAACGCCUGCCACUCUCCGAGGUUGUCUCCGAUUGCCUCAAGCGUUGGUUCAAAGACACUAUCAAGGAAGCCAAAGCCGGGGAUGUUAACAUGCAAGUCCUUGUCAGUCAAAUGUAUUAUAGCGGUUAUGGGGUUCCCCGGGAUGCCCAAAAAGGAAGAAUUUGGAUGACAAGGGCAUCGAGACUGCGGUCUUCGGUUUGGAAAGUCAGCGAUAAGCGUCCAGGUUAUAAUGCAAGCGAUUCGGAUUCAGAUGAAAUCAAGGGCGAUUCUUGAGUUAACAUACUGUGGUCUCUGCAUUUAGAACUGGUCCAUAUGGUUGUCAUGCCUGUUUUGUCUCAUUGAAUGUUCCUGUGCUGUAACAAUAUUUUGUCCUUUCUUUUUUUUAAUUCCCCCCAUAAAUAGUGCUCUUUUUUUGUUGGUUGGUUUGCUUAAGAAAAACUGCUAAUGGCGUGUGUUAAUAAGAUGAUUUGUUAACGUUGUCUUUA
This is a messenger RNA of Hibiscus syriacus, 699 nucleotides long. RefSeq lists its product as uncharacterized. Bases 41 to 487 code for a protein of 148 amino acids. The transcript has 4 exons. The record is from RefSeq and is a predicted model, not a curated record. Gene Ontology annotation, molecular function: protein binding. NCBI's taxonomy places the organism in Eukaryota, Viridiplantae, Streptophyta, Magnoliopsida, Malvales, Malvaceae.